Messenger RNA from Staurois parvus, 322 nucleotides. The record is from the annotation of a GenBank genome assembly. NCBI's taxonomy places the organism in Eukaryota, Metazoa, Chordata, Amphibia, Anura, Ranidae.
AUGUCCAAAUUGGGCCCAAUUAGCCAUUUUUCCUCUCCGGUGUCAUGUGACUCGUUAGUGUUACAAGAUCUCAGGUGUGCAUGGGAGCUAUGUGUUGUACAAUUCGUGCUAUCUGGCUGCUCUCACUCUCUUAACUGGAUAUCACUGGAUGUUCAACAUGGCACCUCAUGGCAAGUACUCUCUUAGGAUCUGAAAAAAAAAAGAAUUCGUUGCUCUACAUAAAGAUGGCCUAGGCUAAGAAGUGAUUGCCAAGACCCUGAAACUGAGCUGCAGCAUGGUGGCCAAGACCAUAUAGCAGUUUAACAGGACAGGUUCCACUCAG